Messenger RNA from Punica granatum (pomegranate), 1781 nucleotides. The record is from RefSeq and is a predicted model, not a curated record. NCBI's taxonomy places the organism in Eukaryota, Viridiplantae, Streptophyta, Magnoliopsida, Myrtales, Lythraceae.
UUAAGCUCACAAGAAGAAGGGAAGAGACCAACAGAUCUUUCUCUCUGCUGAGGCUCUGACUGUAUCUUCGACUCCCACAACUCCUCAGUGCCCCCACACUCACUCCCACGCCCACUCUCUCUCUCUCUCUCUCUCUCUCUCUCUCUCUCCUCCUUCUUCUUCGUCGUCGUCCUCCUCCUCUUAUGGCCCGACCAGCCCACCAACAGUCCCUCCUCUGCCUUCUCCUCCUCCUCUUCCUCACUCCGUUCCCGCCGUCGUAUCAACAGAGCACCAUCAGCCCCGCCGACAUCGCAGCCCUCCGCGCCAUCAAGGACAGCCUCACCGAUCUCCCCGGCUCCCACUUCUUCUCCACCUGGGACUUCGCUUCCCCCGACCCCUGCUCCACCUUCCUCGGCCUCUCCUGCUCCUCCUCUGCCCCCGCCCGAGUCACCGCCCUCUCCCUCGGUUCCGCCCUCGCCGGCUCCCUCCCCGCCUCUAUCUCCUCCCUCUCCGAGCUGACCCAGCUCGUCCUCUCCCCCGGCAUUGUCACCGGCCCCAUUCCCCCGGAGUUUAGCCGCCUCUCCGCCCUCCGCGUCAUCUCCCUCCCCCACAACCGCCUCACCGGCCCCAUCCCCGCCUCCCUCUCCGCCCUCCGGAACCUCCACACUCUCGACCUCAGCUACAACCAGAUCUCCGGCUCCGUUCACCCGGGCCUCACCGCGCUCCCCCAGCUCAAGGUCCUCAUCCUCUCCGCCAACCGCCUCUCCGGCGAGUUCCCCAGCGUCGCCACCACUCUACUCCACCUCGACGCCAGGCAGAACCGCCUCACCGGAGGCAUCCCCCGGCUGCCGGCGUCGCUCCGGUACCUCUCCCUGUCGCAGAAUUACCUGUGGGGCCCACUAGCUGAGCUGGGCUCCGGCUCGUUCCCCGAGCUGGCGUACCUCGACCUCAGCAUGAACCGGCUCAGUGGGCCCAUCCCCGCCUCGCUCUUCAGCCGCCCCACAGUCCUGUCAUCAAUGCUGCUCCAACGGAACAAUCUGUCCGGGGUGGUCCCCACAGCGCCACGUGGCGAAUCCUACGGCCCCGGAUCAAUCGUCGACCUGAGCCACAACUCCCUCACGGGGGAAUUAUCUCCCAUACUAGCGGGCGUCGAGACACUCUACUUGAACAAUAACCGUCUGAUCGGCUCCGUACCUGACGAGUACGUUAGGAGCGUGUGCGACGGGACCACCAGAACGCUGUACCUUCAGCACAAUUACCUGACGGAGUUCCCGUUAGAGCGGGGAAUGUCGGUGCCGGACUCGGUCUCGCUGUGCCUGUCAUACAACUGCAUGAUGCCGCCGGUGGGCCUUGCAGGGUGCCCGUCCAGCGCCGGCACCCAACUCUCCCGGCCGCCGGGGCAGUGCUCCUUGUUCAUCGGCGGCGGCGGCGGGUCCCGUGGCUGAUGUAAUGGAUCGAUCGGACGGUCGGAUACUUGAAUUUUAUUCGUUGGUAACACGACUAAGCCAUAGAGCAAAUACAUUCGUAUAGAUAGAUUCAGGGUCGGGUUAAUUAGUUGUCAUAUGGGGCCAAUUAGUGAUUAGUUUAUUUAAUAAUCUUAUCAUUAAUAUUACUUUUUAAUUCAUUUGUGUUUGUAAUUUGUCUUUUGUUUUUUGUUUUUUUUUUGGCCGGUGUUCAUAAAUUGUUUAUAGGGAGUGACCGUGACAGCGAAUAAAGAUUCUCAAUUUCUCAUAGCCAGCGUGCAAAGUUUGCCCCCAUUUAAUUAAUUAAUUAACCAAACUUCGUAGUUGUGGUUUGAGGGA